This is a messenger RNA of Oryzias melastigma (Indian medaka), 904 nucleotides long. Its product is annotated as ependymin-2. Gene Ontology annotation, molecular function: calcium ion binding. NCBI's taxonomy places the organism in Eukaryota, Metazoa, Chordata, Actinopteri, Beloniformes, Adrianichthyidae. The transcript is spliced from 7 exons. Gene Ontology annotation, cellular component: extracellular region; lysosome. The coding region runs from base 37 to 678 and encodes 213 amino acids. The record is from RefSeq and is a predicted model, not a curated record. Gene Ontology annotation, biological process: cell-matrix adhesion.
GCGUCUGCUGGUGAACAGGAGGGGAAACCCUGAAACAUGAAGCUGGAAGUGGUGUUGGCGUGCUUGGUGGUCAGCUGUCUGGCAGAGAAGCCUCGUCCCUGCACGAGCCCGCCUCUUUUGACCGGAGAGCUCUCUAUGUACUCCCAGGAUGAGAGAAUUGGAAUACUCGGCAAAUAUCUGUACGAUGCUCUGGGACAGCGAGUGAGGCUGUUUGAGAUGGGCAUCUAUGAGAACCGGUCGUUCACCGCAGAUGUCCUGCUGCACUUCAGAGAGGCGGCCCUCUAUGUCAUUGAUGACAACAAGCGCACAUGCAGCAAGAGCCCACUGAAGGCAGACUUCCAACCCCUGAGAAUUCCCCAAAACGCAACUCUGUUGGGCCAGGCUGUGGUGGGCAGCUCCUCUGCACCUGGACAAGGACUCCUGGUGAACACCUGGGUUGGAGAUCUGCCUGACAAGUCAGGACAGUUUAUGAGUGUCAUCACGGAAUUCGGAUGCAUUCCUGUGACCACAAACUAUAAAACAAAGGAGUUUGGAUGGGUGGGAACAAAUUACUUCAAUAACGUGAUUGGAAUUACCAAUCCCGAUCUGCUCGAGCCCCCAACGUUCUGUGCAGAUGCUGUGAUGGACGUGGAAGCAGAGCCUAGAGAUUAUCUCGGCCUUCUUGUCAAGAAAAAUUGAGACGACUGAUCUACAGUUACCUUCGAUUAAACAGUCUUACCUCUUUCACUGGAAUACUUUUUCAGACAUUUUGUCUUUUUCCUAAAAACUUUCUGUGAAAACUUUCUUCCAUGUAUCUAUUCUAUUACAAAAAGUUUUUGACUUUCCAAUCAUCAUCACUACAAAAGUAGUACUGUCUGUACUGGGGAUCAAGCAUUGUCUCAUUAAAAGCCUGAGAAAUAUUGAA